Messenger RNA from Dipodomys spectabilis (banner-tailed kangaroo rat), 1921 nucleotides. RefSeq names its product potassium voltage-gated channel subfamily C member 2 (gene Kcnc2). Bases 20 to 1921 code for a protein of 633 amino acids. Gene Ontology annotation, cellular component: axon; voltage-gated potassium channel complex; neuronal cell body membrane. The record is from RefSeq and is a predicted model, not a curated record. Gene Ontology annotation, biological process: protein homooligomerization; potassium ion transmembrane transport. Lineage: Eukaryota; Metazoa; Chordata; Mammalia; Rodentia; Heteromyidae. The transcript is spliced from 4 exons. Gene Ontology annotation, molecular function: delayed rectifier potassium channel activity; protein binding.
UCAUGUCUGAGCCACAGAGAUGGGCAAGAUCGAGAACAACGAGAGGGUGAUCCUCAACGUCGGGGGCACCCGGCACGAAACCUACCGCAGCACCCUCAAGACCCUGCCCGGGACGCGCCUGGCGCUGCUGGCCUCCUCCGAGCCCCAGGGCGAUUGUCUGACCGACAAGCUGCAGCCCCUGCCCCCUCCCCUGACGCCGCUGACCCCCGGCCCCGGUGGUGGCGGAGGUGGCGGCGGCGGCUGCUUCGAGGGCGCGGGCAACUGCAGCUCCCAGGGCGGUAGCCACCUGCCCGGGGGCGGCCGCGAGUUCUUCUUCGAUCGGCACCCGGGUGUUUUCGCCUAUGUGCUCAACUACUACCGCACGGGUAAGCUACACUGCCCGGCCGACGUGUGCGGACCGCUCUUCGAGGAGGAGCUGGCCUUUUGGGGCAUCGACGAGACCGACGUGGAGCCCUGCUGCUGGAUGACCUACAGGCAGCACCGCGACGCCGAGGAGGCCCUGGACAUCUUCGAGACCCCGGACCUCAUCGGGGGCGACCCUGGCGACGAGGAGGACCUGGGGGCCAAGAGGCUGGGCAUCGAGGACGCGGCGGGGCUAGGCGGGCCCGACGGCAAGUCGGGCCGCUGGAGGAGGCUGCAGCCCCGCAUGUGGGCUCUUUUCGAGGACCCCUACUCAUCCCGAGCCGCCAGGUUCAUUGCUUUUGCUUCUUUAUUCUUCAUCUUGGUUUCCAUCACAACCUUUUGCCUGGAAACGCACGAAGCUUUCAAUAUUGUUAAAAACAAGACGGAACCCGUCACCAACGGUACAAGCGUUGUUCCACAGUAUGAAAUCGAGACGGAUCCUGCCUUGACCUAUGUGGAAGGAGUGUGUGUAGUGUGGUUUACUUUUGAAUUUUUAGUCCGUAUUGUUUUUUCACCCAAUAAACUUGAGUUCGUCAAAAACCUUUUGAAUAUCAUUGACUUUGUGGCCAUCCUCCCGUUCUACUUAGAGGUGGGGCUGAGUGGGCUCUCAUCUAAAGCUGCUAAGGAUGUACUUGGCUUCCUCAGGGUGGUAAGGUUUGUGAGGAUCCUGAGAAUCUUCAAGCUCACCCGCCAUUUCGUCGGUUUGAGGGUGCUCGGACACACUCUUCGAGCUAGUACUAAUGAAUUUUUGCUGCUGAUCAUCUUUCUGGCUCUAGGAGUUUUGAUAUUUGCUACCAUGAUCUACUACGCCGAGAGAGUAGGAGCUCAACCAAAUGACCCCUCGGCUAGUGAACACACACAAUUCAAGAACAUUCCCAUUGGGUUCUGGUGGGCUGUGGUGACCAUGACUACCCUGGGCUAUGGGGAUAUGUACCCCCAAACAUGGUCAGGGAUGCUGGUGGGAGCCCUGUGUGCUCUGGCUGGAGUGCUGACAAUAGCCAUGCCAGUGCCCGUGAUUGUCAACAAUUUUGGAAUGUACUACUCCUUGGCCAUGGCGAAGCAGAAACUUCCAAGAAAGAGAAAGAAGCACAUUCCUCCUGCCCCGCAGGCAAGCUCACCGACAUUUUGCAAGACCGAAUUGAAUACGGCCUACAAUAGCACACAGAGUGACACGUGUCUGGGCAAAGACAAUCGACUUCUGGAACAUAACAGAUCAGUGUUAUCAGGUGACGACAGUACAGGAAGUGAGCCGCCAUUAUCACCCCCAGAAAGGCUCCCCAUCAGACGCUCUAGUACCAGAGACAAAAACAGAAGAGGGGAAACAUGUUUCCUUCUGACGGCAGGUGAUUACACGUGCGCUUCUGAUGGAGGUAUCAGGAAAGGCUAUGAGAAAUCUCGAAGCUUAAACAACAUAGCGGGCUUGGCAGGCAAUGCGCUGAGGCUUUCUCCAGUCACAUCACCCUACAACUCUCCUUGUCCUCUGAGGCGCUCUCGAUCUCCCAUCCCAUCUAUCUUGUAA